Messenger RNA from Humulus lupulus (European hop), 3882 nucleotides. RefSeq lists its product as uncharacterized. Bases 1 to 3882 code for a protein of 1293 amino acids. Gene Ontology annotation, biological process: DNA repair; telomere maintenance. The transcript has 8 exons. NCBI's taxonomy places the organism in Eukaryota, Viridiplantae, Streptophyta, Magnoliopsida, Rosales, Cannabaceae. The record is from RefSeq and is a predicted model, not a curated record. Gene Ontology annotation, molecular function: DNA helicase activity.
AUGACAUGCAAUCCAAAUUGGCCAGAAAUUACAAAUGAACUAGGUCCACACGAGGAGAGUCAAAAUAGACCUGAUUUGGUUGCUCGAGUCUUUCAUGCGAAAUUGGAAGAAUUAAAGGACCAGUUGUUCAAAAGGCAAAUAUUCAGAAAAGUGUCAGCAUAUGUCUAUGUUAUUGAGCACCAAAAAAGGGGUCUUCCGCAUGCCCACUUUUUAAUUAUCUUACAAAAUGAGUGGAAAAUCCAUGCACCAGAAUCUUUUGAUGAGAUCGUAUCAGCAGAGAUACCUGAUAAAAAUACAAACAUCCACCUCCAUAAUGCAGUUGUGAAGCACAUGAUGCAUGGACCAUGUGGAGUAUUGAAUCCAUCAAAUGUUCGCAUGAAAGGAAAUCGUGGAUGCAAAAGUAAUUAUCCAAAUAAUUAUGCAUUUGCAACAACUGUUGGAAACAAUUGCUUCCCAAUAUAUAGGCGUUCAAACAAUGGAAUGACUGUGAAGGUUCGAGGACAAUAUCUAGACAAUCGUUGGGUUGUUCCAUACAACCCGUAUCUUCUUGCAACAUUUGACUCUCACAUUAAUGUAGAGAUUUUUUCUACAAUAAAAGCAAUGAAAUAUCUUUACAAGUACAUUUAUAAAGGUCAUGAUCGUGUCACUUUCAACUUGGUUUCUGAAACAAACAAUCAACAAGUUGAUGAAAUCCAACAAUUCCAGUCAGCCCGAUGGAUUGCUCCCCCAGAAGCAAUGUGGAGAAUAUAUGGAUUUAUUAUCAAUGAGAUGUCCCCAGCAGUGUAUAGUUUGCAUUUACAUCUGGAGGAUCAACACCCGGUUACUUUCCAAGCAAACGACGAUCUAAUUAACAUCCUCAAUUUAGACCGUUCUAGAAAAACUAUGCUAACACAAUUCUUUGCAUUAAAUCGAGUAGAUGAAAAUGCAAAGAAAUUACUAUACAAACAAAUUCCAGAAUAUUAUGUUUGGAACCAUCAACACAAAGAAUGGACUCCCCGAAAAACGAAAACAGUCAUAGGUCGCAUUGUUACAGCAAAUCCAUUUGAGGGUGAGCGUUAUUUCAUGUGGAUAUUGCUAAACCAUGUAAGGGGAUCGCUAUCCUUUGAAGAUCUUAGAACAGUCGAGGGCAUUUUGGCCCCCACAUUUCGUGAGGCAGCAACAAUGCAUGGUUUGUUACAAAGAGACAGUAGCUUAGAAGACUGUUUACAUGAGGCAUCUUUAUAUCAAAUGCCAUCCAGUUUGAGGCGACUGUUCACAACAAUAUUGGUAUAUUGUAAUCCAACCAAUCCAAGAGACCUUUGGGAACGUUUUGAGGAAGAUAUGUCAAUUGAUUUCAAAUCUUCAGAAGAUUCUACAUCGACUGCAAGAUAUCAUGUAUUAAGGUCAAUCUCUUCUACAAUUGAAUCAAUGGGGAAAAACAUUAACUCUUACCAUCUUCUUGAUGAAGACAUUUCUUUCGAUGGAAAUGAAUUUCAAUCUAGAGAAAUCGAUGAUGAGUUGGGUGUUGAAAUUCCAGAAGAAGAUAUUACAUCUUUAAGAUCACUUAAUAGCGAGCAACAACAAGUGUAUAAUGUAGUGUUGGAAAAAGUUUUAUCAAACCAAAAUGUUGCAUUCUUUGUAGAUGGCCCAGGUGGGACAGGGAAAACAUUCCUAUACAGGGCACUUCUGGCAACAGUACGAUCAAGAAACUUGGUAGCACUUGCAACUGCUUCAUCAGGUGUGGCUGCAUCUAUACUUCCAGGAGGUCGAACAGCUCACUCACGCUUUAAGCUUCCACUUGAUACUGACGAAAAAACCACAUGUUCUGUGAGCAAACAAAGUGCACUUGCAAACCUUCUUCGUGCAGCAAAAUUAAUAAUAUGGGAUGAGGCACCGAUGACAAGAAAACAACACAUAGAGGCAUUAGACAAAAUGCUACGAGACAUCAAUGAUUCUGACGUAGCCUUCGGUGGAAAGGUUGUUGUUUUCGGGGGAGAUUUUCGACAAGUACUGCCCGUGGUCCGUAAAGGAACUAGACAAGAGCAGGUUAAUUCCAGUCUGGUUCAUUCUUACUUGUGGCCUACAUUGACUAAGUUUCGACUAACUGAAAAUAUGCGAGCAAGAUUAGAUCCAAUGUUUUCAAAUUAUGUGUUUUCAGUAGGUAAUGGAUUGCCACCCAUCACAAAAGAUGAAAUCAUCAAAAUACCAAAUGGGAUGCUUGUUCCCUAUCAUGACGACAAGACUUCAUUAGACCACUUAAUACAAGACGUUUUCCACAACAUUCAAGAUUAUUCAGGAAAUAUGUCAACUAUGAUGAACUGGGCCAUACUAACACUAAAGAAUAGUUUUGUGGAUGAAAUAAAUGCAUUGUUAAUACAAAGAUUUCCAGGUGAAGCCCAGCGAUAUUACAGUGUAGAUGAGACAAUAGAUAAAACUGAGCAAUCAGUUAUGGAAGAUUUCUUAAACACAUUAACGCCUAAUGGACUUCCGCCUCAUGAAUUAUUACUAAAGAAAAAUUGUCCCAUCAUGCUCUUAAGAAACAUUAAUCCUUCAGAGGGACUAUGCAAUGGAACCCGUUUCAUUUGUCGGGCUUUCGAUCGAAAUAUCAUAGAUGCUAAAAUUGUCGUUGGACAUCAUAUGGGAAAAAGAGUCUUCAUUCCAAGAAUACCAUUCUUACCAAAUGUGGAUGAUAAUAGUGGUUUUCCGUUUAAGCGAACUCAAUUUCCUAUAAGAUUAAGUUUUGCAAUGACCAUAAAUAAGUCACAAGGCCAAACAUUAGAUUAUGUUGGGAUUUAUUUACCACAACCAGUAUUUUCUCAUGGCCAAUUGUACGUGGCUUUAUCAAGGGCAAAGACAGCGUCUACAGAAAAAAUGCCAACAAUAUGUACAUCGAUCAACGAGAUCACACCAAAUACAAAACCCUGGAAAAUCAAGAUGAUUGUGGCAGACAAAUCUCCAAAGCGAACAAGUCGUUCCUCAGCAGUCAAAUACCAAAAUCUAAUAUUAAUUGACCAACAGGGGAAUCGAGUCCAAUCAGUAAUUUAUGGAAUAGAUAUUGACUCUAGGGAGGACACUUUAAAAUUGUUUCACUCUUAUUAUAUCAGUGACGCACUUGUCAAAAAUGCCAACCCAAGGUACAAGAUUGGAUCAUAUGAAUAUGAUUGGACCUUCAACUCAAGAACACUAAUAGAAGAUGUAGAAGAACAAGACAAUCAAAUAGAGGCGCAAAAAUAUAACAUCGUUCCAUUUACAGACUUGCACUCUUACAAAGACUCAACUGAACGAAUAGAUUUCUUAGCUGUUGCAAUCCAGAUUGAAUCAACAAAAGAGAUACCCACAAAAUUUCAACAACAAACAAUCCAAGAGAUAUAUCUUAUCGAUGAAAGCUUCAACCCAAUAAAAUUGACUAUGUGGGGUCGGUUUGUCCAAGACGAAUGCAAAACAAUAACAAAAAUUAUUGAAGAAUAUCCAAUAAUAUUGGGAACACAAAUAGUUGUUAGAAUAUAUCGAGGAUUGUCCUUAUCAUCACGUUCAUCAAGUACCUUUACAAUCAAUCCUCAAAUUCCAGAGACAACUGCAUUGAAGCAAUGGGCGAAUAAUAAUACACUGAAAAUUAAAAGUAUCAUUGAAACGUCGUUGACACAUCUAUCUACUACUAUAUCUUCUAUUGGACUUCAAAAAACCGUCAAAAUUUGUGAUAUUCCCCGUGCAAUGAGGGCUUUGCAAUCUAUGGAGGAAAUUCCUCAACACAUUGAAAUUAUUGCAAAUAAAUUAGCAACAAAAAAAUGGACAAUCAAAUUGUCCGAAGAUGAAGAAAAAAUGAAUAAUGUGAAAUACAAACAUUUCAUUAUUCUCUCAAUUGAAGCCAAACAAGAUAACAACGAGGAUGAAUCAUCAUCCUAA